AUGCCAAAUCUCCUCAGCUUUGCCUCCAAUUCUCUUAUCCCCCUUCUUGCUAUUCCUUUCCUCCAUUGGGCAUACACCUUCAAGUGGCGUAAAGCCAAGCAAACCAACCUUGUCUUCUAUGUUCAUGACAACUUAACUGGCCAUGACACUUCUGCUAUCACUGUGGCUGGAAAAAAUGGGCCUACUGCAAGUAUACUUGAAUUCGGAACUAUCUUGGCCGUCGAUGAUCCAGUAACCGAAGGCCCAGAUUCAGCGUCGAAAAACAUUGGUAGGGCCCAAGGUAUGUACAUGAACUCACAGUUGGAUGGUAAGGCAUUGUACUUGAUGUUCUCUGUGAUUUUCACUGAUGGAGAAUAUAAAGGAAGUAGUUUGGAAAUUCAAGGGCCUGAUCCUUUCUCAAUGAAAGAAAGAGAAUUUUCGAUUGUUUCGGGGACAGGCUACUUUAGAUUUGUGAAGGGAUAUGGAAUUAUGACAACAGAGUUCCUUGACAUACCUAACUUGAGAGCAAUUCUUAAGCUCAAUGUAACUGUCAAGCACUAUUGA
This is a messenger RNA of Ilex paraguariensis (yerba mate), 543 nucleotides long. Lineage: Eukaryota; Viridiplantae; Streptophyta; Magnoliopsida; Aquifoliales; Aquifoliaceae. The record is from the annotation of a GenBank genome assembly.